Panicum virgatum (switchgrass) is the source of this 2200-nucleotide messenger RNA. Its product is annotated as non-specific phospholipase C4-like. Gene Ontology annotation, biological process: phospholipid catabolic process. The transcript has a single exon. Gene Ontology annotation, molecular function: hydrolase activity, acting on ester bonds. The coding region runs from base 472 to 2028 and encodes 518 amino acids. The record is from RefSeq and is a predicted model, not a curated record. NCBI's taxonomy places the organism in Eukaryota, Viridiplantae, Streptophyta, Magnoliopsida, Poales, Poaceae.
UCUUUGGUUGCAAGCAUGCCCAUCCAGCAUUUUCUUUAAUUUUUGCAGUGUUCUCGACUCAAAAGGAACGAACUACGUAGAGGUAGCUUGCUAGUAGGUCCUGUGAUGCAUGCAGAGAAAGAUAGAUAGAUGGAGAGGCAGGUCAAUGCAUCGCAUCCAGCAGCUGCCUUGCUGCCCUUGUCAGCAACUAACACCUCCGGCUCCGGGCUCCGGCCGGCCAGUCAGUUCCUUGCACGCACCGCAGGUUAGAUGGAUCGGAGUUGGACUGUCCACUUCAAUUCAUCCACACGCUAGCUGCAAAGUGGAAUAUCCGCGCGCAUCGGAACUCUUCCAUCUCUACACUCCAUCCCGUUCCAUUCCAUCCACUAGCAGCUAGUAGAUAGUCUCUUCCUUUUUAUAUCCAUGCAUCCAUCUCUUGUAUUGCAUGGAUCGAUGAGCUCCUCUGAUCUUCAUUAGCUCCUACGUUAUUGAAUGGCGGGCAAGAUCAAGACUGUGGUGGUGCUGGUGCAGGAGAACCGCUCCUUCGACCACAUGCUGGGCUGGAUCAAGUCGCUGAACCCGGACAUUGACGGCGUCACCGGCGACGAGACCAACCGCGUGGACGCCUCCGACCCCUCCUCCCGCGCCGUCCGCUUCAGCGACCGCGCCCAGUACGUGGACCCGGACCCGGGCCACUCCAUCCAGGCCAUCUACGAGCAGCUCUACGGGACGCCCUUCGUCGACGCCGCCGCCACGCCCAUCACGCCGACCGGCGUCCCCGCGCCGCCCAUGUCCGGCUUCGCGCAGCAGGCGGAGAAGGAGAAGCCCGGCAUGGCGGACACGGUCAUGAGUGGCUUCCGCCCCGACGCCGUGCCCGUCUACCGGGAGCUGGUGCGGGAGUUCGCCGUGUGCGACCGCUGGUUCGCCUCCGUGCCGGCGUCCACGCAGCCCAACCGGCUGUUCGUGCACUCGGCCACCUCCCGCGGCCUCGUCAGCAACGACGCCAGCAUCCUCGUCGCCGGCCUGCCGCAGAGGACAAUCUUCGACAACCUUCAUGACCAGGGCUUCUCCUUCGGCAUCUACUACCAGUACCCGCCCUCCACGCUCUUCUACAGGAACCUGCGCCGGCUCAAGUACGCCGGCUGCUUCCACCAGUUCGACCUCCACUUCAGGCGCCAUUGCCGGGAGGGCAAGCUGCCCAACUACGUCGUCGUCGAGCAGCGCUACUUCGACCUCAAGCUCCUCCCCGGCAACGACGACCACCCCUCCCACGACGUCGCCGAGGGCCAGCGCUUCGUCAAGGACGUCUACGAGGCGCUGCGCUCCGGCCCGCAGUGGGAGGAGGCGCUGCUCGUCAUCACCUACGACGAGCACGGCGGCUUCUACGACCACGUCCCCACCCCCGUCGGCGUGCCCAGCCCCGACGGCAUCGCCAGCGCCGCGCCCUUCUUCUUCCACUUCGACCGCCUCGGCGUCCGCGUCCCGGCGCUCUUCGUCUCGCCGUGGAUCGAGCCGGGGACCGUCCUGCACCGGCCCUCGGGACCCUACCCGACGUCCGAGUUCGAGCACUCCUCCAUCCCGGCCACCGUCAAGAACAUCUUCAGCCUCGACGGCUUCCUCACCAAGCGCGACGCCUGGGCCGGCACCUUCGACUCCGUGCUCACGCGCGACACGCCGCGCGCCGACUGCCCAGUCACCCUGCCUGAGCCCGUGAAGCUGCGGCACACGGCGGCGGCGGAACAUGCCCCGCUGUCGGAGUUCCAGGAGGAGCUCGUCCAGCUCGCCGCGGUGCUCAACGGCGACCACACCAAGGACUCCUACCCGCACAAGCUCGUCGAGGGCAUGACGGUGCCGGAGGCGGCCAAGUACUGCGUCGACGCCUUCAGGGCCUUCUUGGACGAGUGCGACCGCUGCAGCAAGUGCGGCGAGGACGGCUGCCACAUCCCCACCGUGAAGCCGUCGUCUGCUGCGCCGGGCAAGAACAAGAGCAGCUUCGCGUCCAUGGUGCUGGCUUGCCUUGCGUGUGCCCAUCCAUCUUCCUCUUCCUAGACGUCACGCUACUUCUUCGUUCUCUCUGUCUCAUCAGGGAACGAGAUGGGUUGCUUGCUAGCUCAUACUUGGGUUUGUGUUGCAGCAGGGGAAGAGCAGUGUACAGAGCCUGAUUCAUUAUACGAUUUAAUUUACAGAGCCUGAUUGAUAUGGUUUAUUCUACUGGGUCCCA